AAAAAUAGAUCAUUUUUUUUUAAACGAAAGAAGUAUUAGUUUGAUGUAUACAUUGGUUGGGGAUGAGUUUGAUAAGGCACUUUAUAUUAUGUUAUAUUAUCCUAGGUGCUCAAUAAAUCAAGAACAUUCGCGGACUUUCAUUUAACCGAACGUAUACCCUACGUUUUUAAUUAUAAUUGGUUGGUUGAUGUGUGAAAUACUAUUGAAGCAAGAGUAACAUUUCUUACACUUCUAUUGGGGAGAACACUAUAGCUUAUUGUCAUCAUACACAACUAAAACCAACUCAAAACUGAAAAUUCACUCAUGAACCUUCAAUUAUAAAUAGACUUUUAAGCCUUCCAUUGUGAUUAGCAACUUAAUUCACAACCAUAUUAAUCAAAGAAGAAAACUGAGGGAAUAAGAAGAAGAAAAAAAAUGAGACCUUCAAAGGAUUUCAAAAACUUAGCAUUUUAUAUUUUGCUUCUUUUUGCUUCAGAGUAUUGCUUGGGAAUAACAGUAGCUGCUGAGAAAAAUCAGAAACAAAAUCUUGGAACGGUGAUUGGGAUUGAUCUAGGUACAACAUACUCUUGUGUGGGCGUAUAUAAAGGAGAGAAUAAUGUCGAGAUCAUAGCAAACGACCAAGGAAACAGAAUCACCCCUUCAUGGGUUGCAUUCACUGAUACAGAGAGGUUAAUUGGAGAAGCUGCAAAGAAUCAAGCAGCUCUUAACCCCGAACGUACUAUAUAUGAUGUUAAAAGGCUCAUUGGAAGGAAGUUUGAUGAUCCAGAAGUUCAGAAAAUUAUCAAAAUGUUGCCUUUUAAUGUUGUGAACAAAGAUGGCAAGCCGUAUGUACAAGUGAAGAUUAAAGAUGGCGAUGUUAAAGUGUUUAGCCCAGAGGAAAUUAGUGCUAUGAUCUUGCAGAAAAUGAAAGAAACAGCUGAGGCGUAUUUAGGGAAGUCAAUUAAGCACGCUGUCAUCACCGUUCCAGCUUAUUUUAAUGAUGCACAAAGGCAAGCAACCAAGGAUGCUGGCACCAUAGCAGGGCUGAAUGUAGUUCGGAUAAUAAAUGAGCCGACUGCGGCUGCUAUAGCCUAUGGUUUGGACAAGAAAGGGAAAGAGCAGAACAUUUUGGUUUAUGAUCUUGGUGGUGGCACAUUUGAUGUUAGCAUACUUAGCAUUGAUAAUGGUGUUUUUGAGGUCCUAGCAACAAAUGGGAACACUCACUUAGGAGGAGAGGACUUCGAUCACAAACUAAUGGACUAUUUUAUCAAGUUGAUUAAGAGGAAAUAUAACAAGGAUAUUAGUAAUGACAAGAAAGCUCUUGGAAAGCUUAGAAAAGAAUGUGAGAGAGCCAAGAGGGCCUUAAGUAACCAGCACCAAGUACGUAUCGAGAUCGAGUCUCUUUUUGAUGGUAUUGAUUUCUCCGAGCCAUUAACAAGGGCGAGAUUCGAGGAGUUGAACAUGGAUUUGUUCAAGAAGACAAUGGGCCCAGUAAAGAAGGCACUAGAGGAUGCAAACUUGAAGAAGACGGAUAUUGAUGAACUCGUGCUCGUUGGUGGGAGUACUCGAAUUCCAAAGGUGCAACAGCUCUUAAAGGACUUCUUCGAUGGGAAAGAACCUAACAAGGGUGUCAAUCCUGAUGAGGCUGUAGCCUAUGGAGCAGCAAUACAAGGGGCAAUUCUUGGUGGUGAAGGAGGGGCAGAAACCAAAGAUCUUUUGUUGCUUGAUGUGACUCCUUUAAGUCUGGGAAUUGAGACAGUUGGUGGGGUUAUGACAAAGUUAAUUCCAAGAAACAGUAGGAUACCUGUCAAGAAAACCCAAGUUUUCACCACCUAUCAAGACCAGCAAACGAGUGUAACAAUUAAGGUAUAUGAAGGUGAAAGGAGCUUGACGAAGGAUUGUCGUGAACUUGGAAGAUUCGAUUUGUCUGGUAUACCUCCUGCUCCAAGGGGAGUACCACAAAUUGAGGUGACUUUUCAGGUUGAUGAAAAUGGAAUUCUACAUGUAACAGCGCAAGAUAAAGCAGCUAAGAAAUCGAAAUCCAUUACCAUCACUAGUGACAAGUCGCGUCUAAGCCAAGAAGAAAUAGAUAGAAUGUUGAAGGAGGCUGAGGAUUUCGCUGAGGAAGACAGAAAGGUGAGGGAGAAGGUGGAUGCUAGAAACAAGCUUGAAACAUACGUUUACAACAUAAAGAACACAAUCAAUGACAAGCUCGUGGAGAAGAUUGAUCCUGAUGACAAAGAGAAGAUUGAGAAGGCUCUUAAGGAAGCUACGGAGUGGUUGGAUGAUAACCAAAACGCGGAAAAGGAAGACUAUGAUGACAAGAUGAAAGACUUGGAAGAUGUAUGCAAUCCUGUCAUAAGGCAGGUGUAUGAGAAGAGUGGUGGAAGUUCUGCAAAUUCAGGAGAUGAGGAGGAGUCAUACGAUGAAUUAUAGAUUAUAGAGCUUAACACAUUAUUUUGGAUUACAGAUUGUAGAGUUGAACUUUCUUCUUAUUUUGAUCUCUUUUUUUAAAGCCUGUGGAGUGAAUCUGGGCCAUUUUAUUUCAAUAACAAAUUUACU
Capsicum annuum is the source of this 2541-nucleotide messenger RNA. RefSeq names its product luminal-binding protein 5. The coding region runs from base 415 to 2415 and encodes 666 amino acids. Gene Ontology annotation, cellular component: membrane; nucleus; endoplasmic reticulum chaperone complex. Gene Ontology annotation, biological process: endoplasmic reticulum unfolded protein response; protein refolding; cellular response to unfolded protein. Lineage: Eukaryota; Viridiplantae; Streptophyta; Magnoliopsida; Solanales; Solanaceae. The transcript has 7 exons. The record is from RefSeq and is a predicted model, not a curated record. Gene Ontology annotation, molecular function: ATP-dependent protein folding chaperone; ATP hydrolysis activity; heat shock protein binding.